Cydia pomonella (codling moth) is the source of this 3557-nucleotide messenger RNA. RefSeq names its product centrosomal protein of 162 kDa. The record is from RefSeq and is a predicted model, not a curated record. NCBI's taxonomy places the organism in Eukaryota, Metazoa, Arthropoda, Insecta, Lepidoptera, Tortricidae. The transcript is spliced from 6 exons. Bases 46 to 1950 code for a protein of 634 amino acids. Gene Ontology annotation, biological process: cilium assembly. Gene Ontology annotation, cellular component: centrosome; centriole; axonemal microtubule.
CUAUUUUAGACAACUCUUCGACCAACUACGCUUCAAUUAGACAUAAUGGCACAGAGUUCUGUCUCCGUGCGAGAUUACACUAGUAAUUCUAACGACAAUAGUUUGUCUACUAAAGAGUUUCUACAAAAUGAACAAUCUUGUGAGAACUUUAAAGACAGUGACGAAGAGAUCAAGAUGAUAUUGACUGAAAUUAACAAGCUUUCUGGUGGCAACAACAACAGUCUACUAGCUGGUGAAACAGACGAUGUUGAUGUGAUACUCAAGAGAGCGGAAGAUAUUGCAUUUGAAACAGAGAACUUAUUGAAAAGUAGUCCCAUAGCAUCUGUUCUAAACAUAGCGCCAGAAACAAGUAACAAUAAAGUACCAGAAAUUAAAGUUACAAAACCAGCAGAUAAUGAAAACAAGAUUGAAAAUAAAACUCCUGUGCACAAGGUGAUUAAGCAGAGUAGUAAAGAAACCGAAGCACGACGUAAAGCCAAAGCGAGACCUUAUUCAGCCGGUGUCAUCGAUUCCAAGAAAAGAGAGUCUGCGAAAGUCGCCAGGUUUGUCACAAAUUCACCAAAACGUGCCGUAACUUGCAAACACGAGCCGCUGAUUGAAGAAUUAAAAGACACCAAUGAAAGAGCCAAAAGUCUAGAGCUUGCUAACGUACAAUUGACAGACGACAAUAAAGUUUUGAGAAAGCAAUUAGAAAAAGUCAACGAAGAGAAACAUGUUGCUGAUCUCAAGUUGGUCGAAUGUGAAAAGUUUAUCGGACGCCUAGGGAAGGAAUAUGAGAAUAGAAACGCCGAACUGAAAGCGGUGAGACAAAAUGAGAGUAAAUUAAUGGCGGAACUGCAGAAGGAACGUAAUGAGAGGAAGAAUUUAGCGAUACAACGCGACAAGGACUCUACUAUCACUCAAGAUUUGCAGAGGCAAGUCAAGGAAAUGGAAAUGAUUUUGAGGAGGAAACAUCCGGACUCUGUUUCAGCGUUAAUAGUUGCUGCAAAAUCGUCAACUGUCGAGGACAAUAAGAAAAAGUUAUUAGAAGAACGUAUCGCGCGUUUGGAACAAGAACUAAAAGACAAAGAGACCCAUUUCCAAGGAAUUCUGCUGACCCUCCAAGAAAAGUUUGGUGACAUGAAACAAAAGUAUGAGAGCCACAUAAUAGACGUGGAACGUCAGUUAAUGGAAGAUCGAAAAGUAAACACUGAAUUGAAAAAUAAAUUGAAUAAGCUUAAUUUGGUGGAUACAGCUUCCCAAACUGUACCAAGGGGUCAGCACUCUGUAAGUACGCAGACGGUUCUGAAACCUGACAGGGCGUCUUCUGCCGUGGCCGUGAGCAGGAUGACGCAAAAUUCGGCGCUUCUUAUAAACAGACUGAAAGAAGAUAGUUAUCUGUGUGCUACUAUAAAGGGUCUGCAGGCGGAACUGACUGCCAAACAACGAACUAUUGCCAAAAUUAACCGAGAAACUGAAGAACUGAGGAAGAAUUUACGUAGCCUACAAAAGGAAAAAGAAGUGUUGCUACAUUUGAAUCCUCAAAAGAAACCGGGCUAUCGACCAAGCGCCAAAUCAGCCGAGAACAUUCUAGUCAAAGUGACCUCAGAGAUGGAAGCCGAAUUGUCAGAGAGUAAGAAACAUCAAGAAGUGCUGAUGCAAGAAAGAAGCAGCUUGCUUGACUCGCUCAAACGGACAAAUGAGGAGUUCAUACUGCUUAAGAAGAAAAGAAUUCAGGAUCUUCACACCCUUCAACUGGCUCACGAAAAGGAGCUGAUGCAGAUGAACAUGCAAGUCUAUCCUCUGCAGGAAGAAAUCAAGCUUCUAACUAGAACCGUGGAAAUACUCCAAGAACGUGUGAGGGCUGCCGACGACAAGCUCGUGAAGUACCAAGCCAGCUCUAAAGAGUAUGACGUCCAUGCGGGCGGUGACAACCCUAAUUUUAGAAAUAGAAAAGAUACUGGGCGUUGAUUUAGAUCCAGAGGUGUAAAGCCUGAGAAAUAAUCGUGGAAAUAUAUCAAAUUAGACAGCGGUAGAUGUCGCUGUACGGCCCCGUACAUUAUUCGCUAACUCAGGCUGCCAAAAGUUGACUUUUAACCCUUUGAACGCCACGCCUCGUGAACCUUGUCGGAAUGCACGAAGGUUGAUAUUGGGCUGUAUCUGCACGACUCAGUUGACAUCUUUGUCAGUCUAAGGGUCCGUCCGUUACCAUAAAACACUGUAUAGUGCUAUCUUUCUUACACUUUACACCUCACUAUUAACAACUUUUUGAAAGCCAUGUUGAAUUAAGUAUUGAAGGUAUAUUAAAACGAUUUCGUAAGCUGGUUGGCGUUCAAAAGAUUAAAACGGUUUAAGUAAAUACGUAUUUUCGUGUUGUGUUUAUACAUUUAAUUCGUAGCACAAGUGCUCGUGCCUUCAAGUCCUAUGUUAAUUUACAUUAUUAAUAGCUUGGGACCAUUGUCGAUGUUUUGGAGCGCAAAUCAAACAAAAUAGAGAAUAAUUAUGGUUGUGUGAGUAGUUGGUUUAUCAUAUGAAAUUGUGUUUAGGUAUAUGUAAUGCAUUGUGAAUUUUGCAAUAAUAAUGAACGUAAAGCGAUUAGGCAGAUACUUGAGCGUCCGCUACAAGUUCGCUGGUGAAUUUGAACUUUUAGAUUUAGCAAUAGUAUAUAAAUCGUUUCUUGGUUUUAUAUUACACACAGUGGAUGAGCAAAGAUAAUCUAAAUUCUAUUUUAAAUUUAAAACUUCAAGGUCGUUUUAUGCUUGGCAAAUUUAGAUCAUUGGAACGCAAAGGGUUAACAAUUUACCAGCCCGCGAAGAACAAGCGUUUUAUUAAGUAAUUAAUAUAGAUUUGCUAACGAACGUCUUGUACAAAAUGUAUUUACAGUCUGAUAAUUUCAGUCAAUUUAGUGUAAUUGUAUGGUAUGUAUGGUUCUCCAAAAAAGGAGUGUACAGGUUUUUAAAGGGUCGGCAACGCGCAUGGUAUUAUAUAUCUGAUGUUGCAGGCGUCUAUAGGCUACGGUGACUGCUUACCAUCAGGCGGGCUGUAUGUCUGAUUGCCGCCGACGUGUUAUUAAAAAAAAUGUAUUAUUUACCAGGCAGCGGGUGAUAUUCCACCCACAUAAUAUAUAAUUAACCAUAGUCAGUUUUUAACUCUAAAUCUCCUAAGAGGCUAAGUCUUUAAAGGGAAAUUUUAAGACUACGCAAAUUUUAAGAUUCGACAACUAACCGGGCUAUAGGCAGAAUAGUUCCCACACAGUCAAACUUUUACAAGAUAAUGGGAUAGUAUCCUCCCACAUCGAAAUUCUGGUCAUUUAAAAAAAUGUAUGAAUAUUUAGCGAAGUAUGAGAUUAGUUAAUUUUACAACACUCAAAAUCUACAAAAUAUCAAAAAUUUGUGCUAUUAUUUCUCUAAAAUUAAUUCGUGUUCGGUUUUCGUCAUAAACCACAGAAAGUACAGGUCAAGUGAAUUCAAACGACUGCCAAAUGAACGUAUUUAAUUGUGCUAUAAAAUAGAGGACUUUGUCAAUAUUAGUGGCCAACCCAACUACACAAAAUAAUCAGGUACCUGUAUAAAAGUGAC